AGCACCCGUUUCAUUUAUUCCUCUUUCAAAUUUGGGCACCGCUUAACUUUAGAUCUAAAACUCAGAGCCCAAACCAGAACUUCUCUAUCAACAAUGCCUCCCACUGACGGAGACUUGGAUCUUAGGCCGUCUUCUCAGUCUCCCUUCACAAUCGGAGAGUACACGUUCGCCGAUGUGGGGAAUUUGGAGCAUUGCGCCAAGUAUUUGAACCAAUCGCUCGUCACAUUUGGCUUUCCGGCUUCUCUCGAUCUCUUCGCAAAUGAUCCUGUUUCCGUUGCGCGAACUUGCAAUUGCAUUUACUUCUUGCUUCAGCAGCGACAGCGUGAUGUUGAGUUUAGAGAGUCUGCUAAUGAACAAAGACAACGAUUGCUGUCUGACAUAUCGAGAUUGGAGGCCAAGGUAGAGAGGCUUGAAGGGCAACUACAAGUCAAAGACAGGGAGAUAGCAACGAUUACUAGAACGGAAGCCAAAAACACUGCAGCUCUGAAGGGCCAAAUUGAUAAGCUGCAACAGGAGAGGGAUGAAUUUCAGAGAAUGGUUAUUGGUAAUCAGCAAGUAAAGACUCAACAAAUGCAUGAGAUGAAGAAGAAGGAAAAGGAAUACAUAAAGUUGCAGGAGAGGCUAAACCAAGUGUUGAUGGAGAAGAAGAAAGAAUCUAGGUCAGGCAUGGAGAUAAUGAAUUUGCUUCAGAAGGAAGGGAGGCAGCGUGGAACAUGGAAUGGGAAGAAAGCUGACAAUGAUUUUUAUAAGAAGAUUGUGGAUGCUUAUGAGGCAAAAAAUCAAGAACUGAUGGCAGAGAAUACUGAUUUAAGAGCACUAUUGAGAUCAAUGCAGGUGGAUAUGCGUGAUUUCUUAAAUGCUCCUAAUGGACUACCAAAGCAAUCUCUCACUAGUAAUGAAAGAGUUGAAAGUGAUCCUUCUCAAUCUCCAUUGGUUGGGAGAACGGAUGUAUUUGACCUUCCUUUUCACAUGGCCAGAGAUCAAAUAGAAGAAAGUCUUCGAACCAAGAUGGCUUCAAUAAAGGAGCGUAUGGUUCAAUUGCAAGAUGCACAAAAAGGAGCAGAACUUACAUCAGAGGCUACUGAGAGGGAACUUGAGCUUGAAGCUCAACUUGUUGAAGCAAGGAGCAUCAUACAGGAGCAGGCAUCAAUAAUGUCUAAACAUCUAGCAAAAUCUGACAGGCCAAGGGAAUCUAUCAUCCCUGCACCGGCUGAGGCAGUAUGUAAUUAAAAAAAGCUGAGAAUACUCACAUUUGAUGCUUGGAUGAUCAAUUGAGUUGGCUCUGUAGUGUCACAUGCUUGGACAUCAUGCUUUUAGCCCGUGUUACUAACUAAAGUUGCUGGUCCAUCCUGCACUGCCCUAGUUUAUGUUAACAGCCCGAAGUAUGGUCGGAUAUCAUUGUAAUUAGUAUGAUGUUGUAAUUAGUGUUAUUACACCCUGGGAACUGCUUCUAGAAGAAAAAAUAGAUACUAUUUAUGUCACAUGGACCAUUCAUUCUACAUAGCAUUUAAGAUUGACAGCUGGAAUGGUU
Abrus precatorius (Indian licorice) is the source of this 1531-nucleotide messenger RNA. RefSeq names its product afadin- and alpha-actinin-binding protein. Lineage: Eukaryota; Viridiplantae; Streptophyta; Magnoliopsida; Fabales; Fabaceae. The coding region runs from base 94 to 1230 and encodes 378 amino acids. The transcript is spliced from 16 exons. The record is from RefSeq and is a predicted model, not a curated record.